AUGCCGGCAGUACCUCGAGUGGAUCGAAUAAAAACUAUUUAUUCAGCAGCAAAGUCUUUAAAUUUUGCUUGGAGGUUCACCGACAUUCUUCGCACUCCUGCUUACAACGGUGUUUCUAGGUACAUGCCUCAAAUCCACAGGAUCACAUUUCGUUUCUGUAAGCAGAGUGAAAGUAGUGUUGGCGUUCGAAACUUCAUUGAGCAAAAACUCCUUGAUCUUGCAGCUCAAUCACCAUCAGUGGUUGUAUAUACGCAACCCGUUCGAAAUACAAAUCCUGUGAUUCGUGCAGAAUACAGCAAUGGGAGAGUUGUGCAACUAAACGCUAAGAACAUGACAAUGGAGGAUGUUGAAAAAGACGUUAAUUUGUUGUAUUCUCGAAGCGGUCUCCCUAUCGUGAAACUGGAAUCUCGACAAAGUGCGGCAAUCCCUUCUGUGCAGGGUGAAUGGACACCAGUGACGUGGUUAUCCCCGCGAGUGAACACUGCGAAUUUCCCGGAUCCAGAGUUGUCUCGACACAAGACGCCGAAGGUGACAGCUACGGAGCAUAUCCUCGAACAACAGAAGCGAAUGAGUGAAUAG
Molecule: messenger RNA, 579 nt
Organism: Angiostrongylus costaricensis
Lineage: Eukaryota; Metazoa; Nematoda; Chromadorea; Rhabditida; Metastrongylidae
Source: the annotation of a GenBank genome assembly